Messenger RNA from Helicoverpa armigera (cotton bollworm), 4671 nucleotides. RefSeq lists its product as uncharacterized. NCBI's taxonomy places the organism in Eukaryota, Metazoa, Arthropoda, Insecta, Lepidoptera, Noctuidae. Gene Ontology annotation, cellular component: cytoplasmic side of plasma membrane; actin cytoskeleton. The record is from RefSeq and is a predicted model, not a curated record. Gene Ontology annotation, biological process: cell projection assembly; plasma membrane organization. The coding region runs from base 480 to 3563 and encodes 1027 amino acids. The transcript has 26 exons. Gene Ontology annotation, molecular function: actin binding; phospholipid binding.
CGUAGCGUUCUCAGGCAAGCAAGAGCCAGCCAAACAAACCGAUUCCGACCGAUGUGCUCGUCUGUCGCUUUGCCAGGUGUAUGCGCGUCUUGUGAAUUUCUAUCGGAUGUUUGUGAAUGAAAACAAGCGAAAAUACAUGUUUUCGUGGAUGAAUGUGCGCUCAAACGGCCUACUUAUAAAAUAUAACGAAGAACCAAUCAUAAUUAAUGUGUAUUUAUGUGACAAAACAACGUUUUACCCCGUGUCUAAACUACGAAGAGGGCAUUCAUGUUUAUAAAUAUUGAUUUGUUACAUAUCGUGUUUUCUAAGGAUUUUAUUGUGUCCCGAAACGUGAAGUGAGAUGUAGGGAAUAUAAUAACGUGUAAAAGUCAUUAGAAUACGAAAAUGCAACAGUUAGUCCAAACUUACAUGGAAGCGAUCGAUGGUGUAAUCUUGUGUUCUAUUUAAUUGUGUUAUUUUUGUGUUAAGUGCGUGUUUUUAUGACAAUGGAGGGGACUACAGAGAAGGAUUGUUCACCGUUAUGGAAUCUGUACCAGCAGAUCGUGUCGGAAAUGAAGAACAGCGCACCGAUGUGGGAGGAGUUUAUAUCAAAAGCUACGAAACUCCACUCAGCAUUGAAGUCAGCCUUGGUUGCGAUCGCAGCCUUCCUGGACGCAUUCCAGAAGAUUGCAGACGCUGCCACGAAUGCUAGAGGUGCAACUAAGGAGAUCGGUACCGCUUUGACGCGCGUCUGUCUACGCCACAGAGCUAUCGAGACGAGGAUGAAGACGUUUAUAAGCGUCCUAAUGGACACUUUAAUAACACCGCUGUCAGAGCGAGCGGACGAAUGGCGUCGCGGCACUUGCUCAACUGGUGCUCUCUCCCGCGAACACGCGCGGGAGUGCAAGCGUGCCCGCGCGGAACUGCGGCGCAGGGUGACGGAGGCGCAACGACACGCGCGGAAGGCGAGGCGAGCGCCGCCCGAUGCUAAGAAGAGGGCUGAUGUUUGUAUGCAGGAUAUACAAGAGCGUAAACAACAAUUGGAAGACAUGGAAGAGAAGGCGGUGAAAGCCGCGCUCAUCGAGGAACGAAGCCGCUUCUGUCACUUCGUGUCACUGCUGAAUCCCGUUGUGGAAUGUGAAGUGGCAAUGCUAGCGGAGGUUGGGCACCUGCAGGAGGGCAGCGAGCAGCUCAUCCGACACACGGCCGAGCCUAGGACCUUACCUGCUGCUAGUUUACAGGUGAUAUGCGACAUAAAGUCCUGCUACAGCGGCUGGGCGGAGAGUGGGUCGGCGCCGCACUCGCCGUCGGCGUCGCGGCUCGGCAGCCGCAAGUCAUCACUCACGUCUAUAUCCUCGCUCAACAGCCAGUGCUCUGAUCAUACGCAGCAUGGCGUUUCAGGGUCGACAGUGAGUUGCUCGACCCCGAUAUCGAACGCGUCGUCCGCCGGCACCCUCCCCGCGCCCACCAGCGACUCGCACCACUGUCUCACACAGUCCGCGUUCCGGCUGUCGAGUGUAUGCAGCGCGGAUUCAGGCUUCAGGUCGCAAGACGCCUUACAGCGACGCUCGCUCUACGUUGACAAUGGUUCGGACAAUCAGAGCGUGAGCAGCGAGUGUAUCACUCAGGCGAAGAGCCACAUUGAUGACGAACACACCGACGCACAUGACGUCAUCAGUAAUGCAGCAUCAGCAACUUGGCCAGAUUUGAAGGACACUGCACAAUUCGAGAGGGCUGCUUCAGCCAUCAUGGGCGGAAGACCACAUACUAUUUCAGCAGCGUAUGAGCGUGGUCACGCGCGCGCGGCGCUGUGCGCGCACACGUUCUCGCGCGCCGAGCUAGACGCGCCCCGAGACACGCAGAUAUAUGCACGACCGCCGCUGCCCACUAGAUGCUCAUCACUAGAACGUCCGGCCGUGCCUAACAAAUCGGGCAACGCGAACACUUGCCAACAGGAGUUCAAGCCGACCAAACCCUCGUCUUUGCCACCACAUCUUACUAAAGAAAUGCCACAAGCCCUCUACGUGAACAUGUCGGAGCUAGCGACACUGGCGGCGUCGCGUGCGCAGCAACACAACGCCGAACAUCCGCAACAAGAGAAGGUGUGCUCAGAAAGCAGUGCCAGUGAAUCAUCACUCGAAUCGUCCAGCGGUUACGGCAGUCAGGGUGCGUUCGCUGCCGAAGACCACGCACUCCAGCAUCAAGUGCAGCACCCUGAUGUCGAAUCCGAAAUCGUGACUCUACGCCGUGACAGCGAGGCUUCAGUGGCCAGCGCAAGGGAGUCCUUCUCCAUAUCUCUCGGGAGUCUGGAAGAAGCUGUCAGGUGUUUAGACGAGGCGAGUGAGACUCCAGCCUUCGCGACCAUCGGCAAGAAGCCAGCUGUGCCCAAACGUAGACCUGUUUCUAUGACCGCGUCAGUAUGGUGCCGGCGCGGGUCGUCGAGCUCGCUGGGCAAGCCGCCGCCGCCCGUGCGACGGUCUUCUUCCAUCUCGCGGCCUCAGAGGGGACAACAGAACACCCAAAGUCCCCAGCUAUGUACCGAAGCGGACAACCUGCCGCCGCCGCCCGCCUUCUUGUUGCAACCUGACGCCGACGCCGGUGAUUAUGACCCCCACAUAAACGUAGCAGAAACAGUGAAACAACUGACCGAGUUGAAACACAUGCCAGCCUCCCCAGGCAUCGUCCGCCGAAGCUUACAGCAACUACAAAGUCAGAACCAAAAUCAGAAUAACGCCAACCCGCAAUCCCCAACCACCCCAUCUCUUUCUACCUUCCAACAAGCUAAGAGCAAUUUUUCGUCGUCGACAAGUUUGAACAGCACUGGGAAUUUGAACCCUAUAUACGGGCAGACAGGGCACAGAAUCAUGGCGUAUGUGGAAAAUUCUAUGUACGUGAGGAAAAAUAGUUUGAAUAGCUCGAACUCGGAUUUGUUGAAUGCUGCGAUUUACGGUGAAAGUCGCGGUUCGCCGCACGGGUCGUCGCCGUCGACGCCGAGCUACGGCGAGAACAACUCGUUCUCUAGCUUCGGGCCUAGAGUCUCUAACGAGUCACAUUAUGGACAGACGGGCUUCAAAAUGCAACAAGAAAAGAAAUACGGUAACAACACGAUUUACGCUCAACCGUCGGAAAUAAUAGCCGGCUUCAACAACAUGUCGCGACACGACACACUCAGUCCCCUGGCGCUGCGCAAGAACAUCGCCGCCCGCUCACACAGUGCUGACAGACAUCAUUUAGAACAAGGCGGUCUAAUCGCGAGCCUGAGCGCGAAGCUGUCGCCCGCGUCGCCGCGCAGCCCGCGCCGCGCCAUCUCCAGUAUUGCGCCUGCCGACCCACCUGCUAAGGGGAAAGGUACUGUCCCGAGCGCAGUACAACCCGCGUUCCUGGACAAGCUCUCAGCCACCAUCCAGCAACAGCGGCGACAACUCGACAACACCCGCGCCAACACCGUACGAGACAUCAUCAAUGCUCAUGCACAGCCCGACCCUCGAAUCUGCCACACUUCGCUGAUGGAGCAGAUCAAACGCGGCGCAACGUUACGCCGCAACAAACACUGCAACGACCGAUCCGCGCCUAAGAUACGCUAGGAUGAGAAACAUCGAAAAAAAUAAAGCACGAUAAACGUUAAAUAAUUUUCACCGGACACUGCAAGUGAGUAUGCGAAUAUGCUAUCGAAAUUUCGAGAAAUAUUGUAUACAUAUACAAAUAUUAUAUGACGAAAAGAUUCACUUGGAACACGGAAUGCGAAAUUGACCAGAACUUCUUAAUUAAUGAUUGUCAAUCAUAAAAAUACAAUUUAAUGAUUAAUGAAACAAAUAUGAAUGAUACCGAUUUUUUUGCUCUAAUUUAUUUCAAAAGAGGUAUGGAUGCAUUUCAAGGUACAGGCAAAACUAUCUGUGUUUACAUAAUUGCAAAAUUGAACUCCAAAUGGGUAGAUGACACAAAAAUAUAAAAAAUAUUUAAAAAGUCCUGAAUAGCUGAUUAAUUUUGAAAUUACCAUAUCUGUGGGGUUAUAAUGUAUUUUUGGGGGAAAAGUAUGACGUUAUAAUUAUAAUUUCCUACGUAUUUACAUUAUGCAUUUUGUUGAUUAAUGGUGUCAAUCUACUUAAUUGAGAAAAUAUUAAGAUUUCGUGAUGUUUUUGUAAAUCCACCAUAACAGUAGUUGCAAAAAAUUCGGUAAAUAAUUUCUAGAUUCUGGUGAAAAAAUGCAAAAAAUCAAAAUUAAAAUUCGUGUUCCGUGUUUUCAAAGUGAACAAUGAAAAAUCCCAAAAUUAUUGGGUUCAGGACAAUAGUGUAUAAGAUUUUCAAAAUAUAAAAAUUAAUAGCUUUUAAGGGAAAUAAUAUCAAUUUGUUAACAUUACAUAUAUUGAAAAGGUUCAACUAUUUUUUUGCUAUUACAUUAUUUUCAAUGAAUAUUAAUCUACCGAUUUGAUAGACUUUACUGUUGUCCGUAAGACUUUGUAAUGCGUCGAUUGCUAUCAACAAGAACGUGGUAACCAAAAGUUAUCAUUAAAAUAAAUAAUAUAAUUGGUGAUGGCAAUUGAUCGUGUCAAAUUCUGUCAAUGUUCGUGUUUUCUAACAAUUUGUAGUAUACUAUAUUGUAAUGUGAGAAUUCUUUGAGAAAUAUACACUAACAACAUAUCUUUGACUUGAAAAUGUCUUCUUAGUAAAGGGGGUCUCAUGAAUGCGACUUUG